GGUCUGGUGUGGUCCAGACAGUCGCUCCUUGUGUUCAUCACACUAUCGCAGCUUUUGCGCAUCGUUGGAGAGAUGUCUGGCUGUCGAGCGAGAAAUAGCUGAUUUCCCCUAAAACUGAGAUUCCCCCGGCACUUUUCUUUCGCCACUCUACUCUUCUCUCCCAAACCCCCCAGAGUGGCUGUGACGCUUCAUGGCUCUUUUCCGUGCGAAGAGAGAAGCGCUCCGAGGGAGACGGGAGAAGCAGGCGACUGUGAUUCCAGGGGACGCGGCGCAACAUGAGGAGAAUUCACUUGCCAUCGAGGUAGGAGCCGGCGUGGACCGCAGCAUCUAAAUGAAGUGGUUGAGCCAUGCAAUGUUCCUGGAAGGCAGUGAUUCUGCUGGCGCUGGCCUCCAUUGCCAUCCAGUACACGGCCAUCCGCACGCUCACCUCCAAGCCUUUUCAACUUUGCCCUCUGCCCAGCCCCCAAAACUGUGGACUCGGGGGUCAGGAGACAGAGCCUCCCUAUGAGCGUGGAGGAUGCGAGGACUAUCCCUACUUCUCGAUCAAUGCUACCCGAAAAACACACGUCCUUGUCUUGGCGACCACUCGCAGUGGCUCCUCCUUCGUAGGUCAACUUCUCAACCAGCACCAGGAAGUUUUCUACCUAUUUGAACCUCUGUACCACGUCCAGACCACGUUGAUUCCACGCCUGUCCCACAGCCGCUAUGCUGCUGACAGGCGCGUUAUGCUGGGGGCAAGUCGGGAUCUGCUGCGGAGCCUCUAUGGGUGUGAUCUCUACUUUCUGGAGAGCUACAUCAAGCCGCCGCCCUCUAAUCACACCACAGAUAAACUUUUCCGUCGCGGCGCGAGUAGAGCGUUGUGCCAGCAGCCUGUCUGUGAUGCCUUCAGUCCUGCUGAUGUAAAUGUGGAAGAAGGGGACUGUGUGAAGAAAUGCACCUCUCUAAACAUGACCUUGGCAAUGGAGGCAUGUCGGGAAAAGCGGCUCGUGGCCAUGAAGAUAGUGCGUGUGCCUGAGAUCGGCGAUCUCAGAGCUUUGGUGGAAGACCCGCGACUCAACAUCAAAGUGAUUCAACUGGUCAGAGACCCCCGUGGGAUCUUGUCAUCGCGGAUUGAGACUUUCAGGGAUACUUAUCGGCUUUGGCGAAUAUGGCGAGCGACGGGACGAAGGCCAUAUAAUCUAGAUUUAAGCCAGCUAACAAUCGUCUGCGAGGACUUUCUUAGCUCCGUCUCUACUGGACUCAGUCAUCCGUUCUGGUUGAAAGGGAAAUACAUGUUGGUCCGCUAUGAGGAUUUGGCCAGGAAUCCUCUUCAAAAGACGAAGGAAAUCUACGACUACAUCGGGCUGCCUUUGGAUAAGAAUGUGGAGGAUUGGAUUCAGGCGAACACACGGGGCAGCAACGAACCAUCUGCCAAACACAAGUUCGGAACAGUCAGGGACUCAGCGGCGAAUGCGGAGAGCUGGCGUUUAAAACUUUCAUAUGAAAUGGUGGAAUACACACAGACAGUGUGCCACAAAGUUCUACGUCAGCUGGGGUAUAAGUCUGUGAGAUCGGUGGAUGAGCUGAAAAACAUGUCCCUGUCGCUCGUGCAGGAUCGAACUUUUGUACCAUUUUUGUAACAGAGAAAGCUCUCUAAUGACUAUUUUUGAUAUAUUUAUAAUUGUUGCCUUAUGAUUUCCAUGGUUUAUCAUUUUGUGAUUCUGUUUCUUGAUACUUGCACUAAAGAGUCUAAAUGCACCAUGGGAUUUCAGGAUGAUCCCCAAAAUGUUACAAAACAGCACACACGAUUGAGCGUAUUUACAAACGCCUUGUUAGCAUUUCCUUUCCAUUUCUGCAAAAAGAAGCAACUCUGUUUCAAGACGAUUGUCAAGGCAUGAUUUUCUUAUUUUUCUUUUAACCCUGUCAAGGAAUUUGGACUGUAAAAGCCCAGCUGUGCAAUAAAUAGUGAAUGUUGCAGUCAA
Synchiropus splendidus (mandarinfish) is the source of this 1961-nucleotide messenger RNA. RefSeq names its product carbohydrate sulfotransferase 1-like. The transcript has 2 exons. Gene Ontology annotation, cellular component: Golgi membrane. The coding region runs from base 348 to 1619 and encodes 423 amino acids. The record is from RefSeq and is a predicted model, not a curated record. NCBI's taxonomy places the organism in Eukaryota, Metazoa, Chordata, Actinopteri, Syngnathiformes, Callionymidae. Gene Ontology annotation, biological process: keratan sulfate proteoglycan metabolic process; carbohydrate metabolic process; N-acetylglucosamine metabolic process. Gene Ontology annotation, molecular function: keratan sulfotransferase activity; N-acetylglucosamine 6-O-sulfotransferase activity.